Messenger RNA from Hippopotamus amphibius kiboko, 1479 nucleotides. RefSeq names its product retinol binding protein 4 (gene RBP4). Gene Ontology annotation, molecular function: retinol binding; retinol transmembrane transporter activity. The coding region runs from base 587 to 1192 and encodes 201 amino acids. NCBI's taxonomy places the organism in Eukaryota, Metazoa, Chordata, Mammalia, Artiodactyla, Hippopotamidae. The record is from RefSeq and is a predicted model, not a curated record. Gene Ontology annotation, biological process: retinol transport. The transcript has 6 exons.
UACUUGGCGGAAACAGUCCCAAACCCCUGCACAACUAGCCCUCAGAGGGCCGCGGGGCCAAUUUGGCACGGCCAGGCCCGGGCAAUACCGCACCGGGCAGCAUCGCAGAUCGCCCUCGCUCUGGGAGGCCACGAUCUUCCCGCCAGACCGACCUGAGCCUCCAGCCAGAGCAACUGGGCCCCGAGGCCACCCCAGGCCGCAGCUGGCGGCCGCUGGCACUGGUGCUGGGUAACCAGGCCAGGGCUGCUUCCCGCGGCUCGCCGCCGCCGGAGAGCUGGGCCCCGCCGAGGCCACACCGCGCGGCAGCUCCAAAAGCCCCGGGCGGCGGUGGAGGUGAGGCUCUCGCCCAAAGGCACCCUCCCUGCGCCCGGCGGCAGUGAGUCAGGGCGCGUUAUGCAAGUGCUGGCCCGCCGGCCCCGGCGCCUCCCCCUUGGUCUUUCACCCCGCGCCGUUACGAAAGCGCGACCCCCUCCCCCCGGAGCUAUAAAGCGGCCGCUCGGCCCGCGCUCGCCUCCCUAGCUCCACGCGCGCCCGGACCCGCGACCAGGCUUGCACACAGCUCCCGACCGGCGGACUCCCGAGCAAGAUGGAGUGGGUGUGGGCGCUGGUGCUACUGGCGGCGCUGGGCAGCGCCCGGGCGGAGCGCGACUGCCGGGUGAGCGGCUUUCGAGUCAAGGAGAACUUCGACAAGGCUCGCUUCUCCGGCACCUGGUACGCUAUGGCCAAGAAGGACCCCGAGGGCCUCUUUCUGCAGGACAACAUCAUAGCCGAGUUCUCCGUGGAUGAGAAUGGCCACAUGAGCGCCACAGCCAAGGGCCGAGUCCGCCUUUUAAAUAACUGGGACGUGUGCGCAGACAUGGUGGGCACCUUCACAGACACCGAGGACCCUGCCAAGUUCAAGAUGAAGUACUGGGGCGUAGCGUCCUUCCUCCAGAAAGGAAAUGAUGACCACUGGAUCAUCGAUACGGACUACGACACCUAUGCUGUGCAGUACUCCUGCCGCCUCCUGAACCUCGAUGGCACCUGCGCUGACAGCUACUCCUUCGUGUUUGCCCGCGACCCUAACGGCUUUACCCCGGAAGUGCAGAAGAUCGUGAGGCAGAGGCAGGAGGAGCUGUGCCUGGCCAGGCAGUACCGGCUGAUUGUUCACAAUGGUUACUGUGAUGGCAAAUCAGAAAGAAACACUUUGUAGCAACAUGGAGGGUGUCGUUUCACUAGGAAACUUCCCAUUAACCCACUCAGCCUUCAACUCUAUCUUAGGAGUUUAGUUUGUACCGCUUUCCUCCCCUCCCCUCCCCUCCCCUCCUCCCCCUCCCCCCCUCCCAUAAACAUAAAAAGUUCAGUACACGUAACAAUAUAUGUAGGGAUAAGUGAAUCUGUUUGCAUUCAAAUGUCUGUCUUCCCUGGAGUUUUCUAAGGAAUCAUUUGAGGCUUAGGAUUCCAGACUUUGAUUUAUUAAAAUAUGUAUAGUUACCCAUU